Dicrocoelium dendriticum is the source of this 1702-nucleotide messenger RNA. The record is from the annotation of a GenBank genome assembly. Lineage: Eukaryota; Metazoa; Platyhelminthes; Trematoda; Plagiorchiida; Dicrocoeliidae.
GCUGUCAAAUAUGCCCGCAUCAUGUCUCGCCGUGUAACUUCCUUGCAGACUCUUAUUGAAGAGAAUUACUCCAAAAAAUGCAACUUUCUCAAUCGCUGGCGCAGGCAUUCGAUCCUGUUGGCUUGUAUUUCCUCUGGUUUCCUUUACCACAGAUACAUUGCUCUUCCUCAACCUCCUGUUCCCAAGAGUUCCUAUAAAUCGCGCACUAGCGUAAUUCCACUUCCACCUGAUCAUGUUAUGUUUGCGGCCAAUGAACCUGCUAAGGAUUCGCGGACGGAACGGCUGCUAACGUUACGAAACGCGGUCGAAUCAGAGCUGCCGUUGCUUUUUGAAAGACGGUUGUCGGAUUUUUCUUCUACUUUUAUGGAUCCGGGUACUAUUGUGCUUGUGGAAAGGAAAAACGGGGUAACUCAUACAAUUAGAAACCACUCGUUGGCGAAUACGGCUCUAUUUUCCAUCCGGCUCUACUGUCUAGCACGCUCAUCUUAUCGCCGCGUUGAGAUUCUGAAUAUAUUUUCCGAUCCGGAGAAAUGGAUCUUGGAAGUCAAUCUGCGUGUCGUUCUCCUUCCUUCUCCGUCUCUGCGAGAGUCCCGUCUUCCUCCUGAUUUGCUUCUCCAGAAGCUAGAGUCAAAUGCUCGGUGGCAUGAGUUUCGCAUAACUUUCCACGUUUCGGAAUCGGCUGAGGUCUCUCAGAUUCGAAUCACAAAGUUCGUCCCACCCCAACGUCCUUCGGAGGCAAUUCGAAGCUUGAGGCCACUUUCUUUCUUCAGGCGCCUCAGUCCCGCUCUUCCAAGUGCGCGUCGUUUGCCUUCGCCCACCCCAUUCGUCCUACUACAAGAACUGUUGUUGUCGGAAUUGGACUCUCCGUCUGUUCAUCAGCCUUUGAGCUUCUUCGACAAGGCGGUUAUGUUGUCUCCAAGCCCAUUGCCUCUAGAUACUCCUUCAGUAAUUGCAGAACACUGUUUCUCGUCCAGGAAACUUCUACACAGUAGUUCACCUCAGACGCCGAUCCACACUUUGAUUUCAUUCGACCACCUCAUUGCACCCGACACCAAGCCAAUCUUAAUAAUGUCGACUUCGACUGCCUGCAUCUCGCACAUCAUUUACCUCAGCUUAUUUCAAUAUCCUUCUCACCUCCCUUUCCAAUGCUCUGUUACACCCAGUUUGCAAUAUUCUUCCCCCUCGUGUUCAGAGCAUGACUCACGAUGCAGCUUGCUCCAUUCGGCCCGAUAUCGGUCUGUACAAACCUCAAAUCCCUCAUUCUUUAUACCCUUGCUCUCAAAGCUUUUACACGAUCUCCCAGCAUUCACGUUUACCUGCAUAUCACCGACCCAAUUAAGGAGAAUUUACUUGCGCCACUGAUUCAAAUUCCCCCGCCCCUUGCUUUUUAUAGAGGAAUAGUUAUUUCCCCUUACGGUUUAACGCUGGAAAACGUAGUUAGCAUUUUUCUUAUGGUACCCAUUGCUGUGCAAAUGCACUAGUUUUCUUUGAGCUCAUACUCCUAACUAUUCCAUAGGAAGUUAUGUUGUCAGCACAAUAUUCGCGAAUUUCGGACUUUCCUUUAUCCCCUUUCAUUACUGCACUGUGCACGUAUAUUCGGCGCGACCGGACGAUGUGAACUCUGUGGGCGUUAUUUUGUUGGUUACCUUCAGCACGACAAUAGUCAAAUCAAGAAAAUGCGUUACGCACCCAAACAUGCACU